GAACAAGCAAGUACACCGUUUCCAACAACCACCUAAGCUGACGUUUCAAUUUUUAUAUCCAUUAACGGUUGAAUUCAUAGAGAAACCAUUAAAAAUCCAUUGAAAAGUCAUGAACCCAACGAAAAAGACCACAAAGAAUCAAUGAUAAACUGUCUAGGAAGUAAAAACAUACCAAGUUUAAAAAUAGAAAGGACGAAUACGUUUUCCAGCACAGAAAAGUGGAUUCACCCUCAAAGAAACAACUUGGAUCCUAAUUUGGGGUUUGUAAAGGAAAGGUUGAUAAUCCUUAACCAACUUAUUAUAAUGACGGGAGUAACGACAAGACCGGCGAUAUGUAUACACACGCACGCGAAUGAGGUAGCAGGAAACAAUAUGCAGGUAACACUUAGUACUCUCACGAAGGACGAUCCAACAGGGUUUCACUAUCCCAAGAUGAUGCAAGCAAUGAACCCGAUGCAAUGGGUUAUAGGUAAAAGAAAAGCUAGUAGUAUAACGGGGCGAAGGAAACAAGCCGCAAGGUACCAAAAUAAAGACAAGGUGAAAUACAAGUGAAAAGAAGAAGAACUUGCAAGUCAAUAUUUGCUCUUAAAAGUUUUGAAAAACGGGUUUCAGCUAUCAUUCUGUUUCACUUCCAAAUAGGGUUCAACAUGGACAAAUCAUCGAUUACCGAUCCAAUGAAAUAAGACGCAUAAAAAAGACUGAAACUGAAUGGAUGUCUCGAGUAAACGCAGACGCAACUGACUCAUUUUAGUGGCUCCUCCACAAAAACAUACUGACCACGUUAUAUUCUUUUAACGAGAAUUUCCCUUCCUUUUGAAAACAAUGGACGGUAGUGUUGUGAGAGAAAUCGGCAUAAGCAUUGUAAAGAAAAAAAUCUAUUCGUCUAGGUAUGGUGAAGGAAUUGAGAAAGCCGAUAUUGGAAAAGUCCCAGAACUAGCUAAUUGGGUGAAAAUUUAAGGAAAGAAUAGCCAAAGUCUUGACUGAUGUUUCAACGAAUGUUAGUACAAUUCUAAUCAAGAACGAGGAUCACCCGUUUACAUGGAUGUUUAAAUGAGCUAUCGUACUCGGUCACCUCCGGUCGCUCGUCAAGUAUGGCAUGGUAUGGUAUGGUUAUGGUAAGAAGAGGAUCAAAGACAGGAAAUGAUAAAGGGUCGAUCGUUGAGUGAUUUUAUUAUCUCUAUAUAAACGGUACUAUAAAAGUUUUCUAGUCUAGAUGUAAUUUUCAUUUCAUAUAUCUCUUGGGCUGGAGGAGACCUUGAACAUAGUGCUGCAUACAUUGUUGCUUCUUCUUGCACUAGCUAACAAACACCCAAGGAAACAAAAGAGCCUUUUCCUUAGCUUGACGCUCUUUGUACUGAAUUGAUGGGAAAUCGUACCUUGUGGGGGUCAUUCGAUUUAGUCCAAGAAGGAAAAAAAGCUAGGACAUCCCCCCACUUUGCCUACGAUUGACUAGUUGGUAACCGAGAACAUAAGUGGGAUGUUGCAGAGCCUGAGUAGUAGUAGUAGUGGUAGUAAUUAUUUUUUUCUUUAUAAUUAUA
Messenger RNA from Schizosaccharomyces octosporus yFS286, 1538 nucleotides. RefSeq lists its product as uncharacterized. NCBI's taxonomy places the organism in Eukaryota, Fungi, Ascomycota, Schizosaccharomycetes, Schizosaccharomycetales, Schizosaccharomycetaceae. The record is from RefSeq and is a predicted model, not a curated record. The transcript has 2 exons. The coding region runs from base 142 to 552 and encodes 136 amino acids.